This is a messenger RNA of Penicillium maclennaniae, 549 nucleotides long. RefSeq names its product U2 snRNP complex subunit MSL1. Gene Ontology annotation, molecular function: U12 snRNA binding; pre-mRNA intronic binding. Gene Ontology annotation, biological process: mRNA splicing, via spliceosome. The transcript has 3 exons. The coding region runs from base 1 to 549 and encodes 182 amino acids. The record is from RefSeq and is a predicted model, not a curated record. Gene Ontology annotation, cellular component: U12-type spliceosomal complex. NCBI's taxonomy places the organism in Eukaryota, Fungi, Ascomycota, Eurotiomycetes, Eurotiales, Aspergillaceae.
AUGGCCACCAAGCCAGCUGCACGGCCUGAUGCCAAGGCGACGGUUCCCCCCAACCAGACGCUAUACUGCACCAAUCUUCCAGACAAGCUACGCAAGCACGAUCUUCGCUCGUCGCUCUACACCUUCUUCUCUACCUACGGUACCGUCCUCGAUGUUGUGGCUAUGAAGACAAACAAAAUGCGAGGCCAAGCCCACGUAGUCUUCAAGGACGUUCAAGCCAGUACACAAGCCAUGCGCGCUCUUCAAGGAUUCGACUUUUUCGGCAAGGAAAUGAAAAUUGUGUAUGCCAAGGGAGCUUCCGGCGUGAUAGCCAAACUUCGUGGUACAUAUGUUGCACCUGCCACCAGUGCCGGAUUGAGCAGUGUGUCGACCGAUCUUCAAAAGUCUAUCUUCAGCGGCCCGCCUAGCAGCGUGCCCGCGCGACCUGCGACCGGGGCCAACGGGGAGCCGCAAGGAGUGAAGCGAGCUCGCGACGAAAGUGAUGACGAGGAUGCACCGAUGGAUGAGGACAGUGAUGUGCCAAUGGAGGCCUCCUCAGACGAGGAUUAA